AUGAUACGAUGGAAGAAUGGCCUUGUAGCAUGGGCAAAUGAUUGGGGAGUGAAAGUAUAUGAUACGAAUCAUGAUCAACGUGUGACGUAUAUUGAACGACCACCAAAUUGUCCACCCAUGGAGUUAUGUCAAUGUCAUUUAGAAUGGCACGGAACUGACGUACUCCUUGUAGCAUGGGCGCAUACAUUACGUGUCGUAACAUUUAAGAGAAAAGGUACAGAUGAAUCAUCAUCAUCGCCAACAUCAGCUGCGACGACAUUGGAUGCGCCUGAACAUUCUACUGGUGCUAUUACAGCGCAAGUGGUGGCACUACUUACGUUUGAUUUCUUUGUUGCUGGAAUAAGUCCGUGGGGUGGUGGAUCGGUCGUCUCAGUAUUGGCGUUCCGGCCUCCUGGAUCUGGAUCAUCAUUCAUAGGCCCACAAGGAAUGUCCACGAAAAUUGAAGGAGAAGGUGACAGCGGGGAAAUGCCGUAUCCAGAAGUUCACGUUAUACAGCUGGAUGGUAAACAAGUCAGCGCAGAUUUGUUGAAUCUCAAGGGCUAUCAGCGAUUGCGUGCAUCCGAUUAUGUGAUGCCUACUCUUCGCUACGCACAAGCACAGCAAUCGAAUGUGGAACUGACCGACCCAUCGUCACUUUAUGAUGCUGGAUACGGUCAACUUGCGUACGUGUGUACCCCAAAGGACGUUGUAAUCUGUCGACUUCGUGAUGCGGACGACCGCGUGCAGUGGGCAUUAGCGCACAAACAGUAUGCUAGAGCACUUGAUGUAGCUCUGCAUGAUCCACGUGCUCUUCGUUGCACAAUGCUCACUGAUGUGAUGGAAACAUACCUUGCUGACUUGCUGCGCCAGAAGAAAUUCCAGAAAGCCGCUGAGGAGAUCCAGCGGCUUUUUAUAGGUGACAGCGACGAAUACGCAAAGUUGUGGGAAAAGUACGUGUAUGUAUUUGCUCAGCGUGGGCAACUGAGCGCAAUUGCCCGCUACAUGCCAACGGCAAGCCCACGGUUGCCUAAGGUACAAUACGAGAUGGCACUGAAGCAUUUCCUUGAUUUGGAUCCAGGUCAGCUCCUUGAACUCAUCCGGAAAUGGCCAAAACCUAGGCGGCAAGAUGCCCUAAUGGUAAAACAGAAACUUGGAAGCGACACAUGUGAUGUUGCUCCGGAGUAUACCGAGACGACGCAUUUGUUUGAACCACUUUACGACGCCCAGGCAUGGAUCAAUCAGCUAGAGACAGUUGUGCGUCGGCGACGUAUUGCUGAGGCCGGCGCGGAUCGCUUGAGUGUGGAGACAAUGUAUCUGAUGGAGGCUUUAGCGGAAUUGUACACAGCUACAGAGCAGUAUGACCAUGCACUGCGUAUUUAUAUAAGUCAAGGCGAAUUUUGCUCAAACAAGGACUUCGCAUUCAAGCUGAUCACUGAGCACCAGUUGUGGUCUCUUGUUGCUAACAAAGUGGUCAAUCUCAUGCGUAUUGAUAAGGCAAUUGCAGUACGCAUGCUCGUGAACCAGACAGAGCAGCUCAAGAUAAGCGACAUAGUUGUCCAGCUUGAAGGAGAUCCUGAGCUGCUGCACUCUUAUCUUCACGAACUCGUUUUACACCGUUUGGGAGAGUACAAUUCGGAAAUCUACUCGACGCUGCACGAGAAGCAGGUGGCACUAUAUGCUGAAUAUGCACCGGAGUUCCUGCUUAAGUUUUUACAGAUAAGCAACUUCGUGCCUUUGGAGAAGGCGUAUAGGUACUGCAGUGAACACAAUCCUCCGCUAUGGGAUACAAUGAUUUACAUCCUUGGCCGCAUGGGGCAGCACAAGAAGGCACUCGAUCUCAUUCUGACACAGCGUAGUGAUAUCAAUCAAGCGAUUCAGUUUGUGCAAGACAAUGACGAGGGUCUGUGGGAUUAUCUCAUUGAUCUGAGCCUUACUAGCAAAAAGAACGUGGAGGAGUUGCUGAAGUUUGCCUCACAACACAAGAUUGACCCGAUCAGGCUCAUUCGCAAGGUACCUGAUGACAUGGAGAUUGAAAAUCUCAAGCAAAAGUUAAUCGUGAUCAUCACCAACUAUCGUCUGCAGCAAAAUCUCUGCGUUGGCUCUCGCAAGGUGUUUGACAAUGACCGUGUGGAACUGCUUCACCGACAAGUCGCAGCGCACAAACGUGGACGUUGUGUUGCAGCAAAGAAGGCGUGUGCAAUCUGCAGCGAACUGCUGCGCGCACCAUCUUCAGGCAUGGAAAACGUCCACGCGUGUGUAUUUGAGUGCGGCCACUGCUACCAUCUUUCAUGUCUUGAAGAGAAGAUGCGCAUGUGGAAAAGUGCUGACGUCGUGGAGUCAGGCAACCUGAAUCGCGCGUUGGGCUGUUACGUGUGCGACCACAGUACGCGUGCUUACGCUCGUUCCGGUGAUUUCAACCAGCAGACGGCUGCUUUGACGGGACCACUGGCACGAGGAGUCACCGAGGAGCAGCUGCAGCGAGCCAAGGAUAUUGUCUUGAACAUGACAAGUAAAGCAGAGUAA
Messenger RNA from Peronospora belbahrii, 2502 nucleotides. The record is from the annotation of a GenBank genome assembly. Lineage: Eukaryota; Oomycota; Peronosporomycetes; Peronosporales; Peronosporaceae.